Jatropha curcas is the source of this 785-nucleotide messenger RNA. RefSeq names its product Pollen Ole e 1 allergen and extensin family protein. Lineage: Eukaryota; Viridiplantae; Streptophyta; Magnoliopsida; Malpighiales; Euphorbiaceae. The record is from RefSeq and is a predicted model, not a curated record.
GCCGAAGAUAUUCGAUGCCACGCCAGCAUAUAAAGCGUCGAAAUCUUAUGUAUGCUUGAGAUUCUGGACAGUUUGGGAAACUCGGAAAACAAGCUAUGGAGACGCCAUUACCGACAAGAAAUCUAGUUAUGAGUCUCCUUCUAUUACUCGUUUCCGUCUCCAGUGUCAAAGCUUGGACGGGUGAAAUCCGAGGAAGAGUUGUUUGUGAUGUUUGUGGUGAUUCUUCUAUUGGCCCUGAAGAUCAUGUCUUAGAAGGUGCUGAGGUAGCUGUUCUUUGUAUAACAAAAUCUGGGGAAGUUUUGAAUUACCAAGCAUUCACAAAUGCAAAGGGCAUAUAUACAGUGGCUGAGACUAUGCCUGAAAGUGACCGUUGGGAUGCAUGCUUGGCACGGCCUCUCAGUAGUUUCCAUGAACACUGCACCCAUCUUGGGCAAGGAAGCACAGGGGUGAAGUUCAGCUAUAAUCGUCCAUCAGGUUAUUCUCAUACCGUCAGACCCUUUGUUUAUCGCCCUUCUAGUGUGCCAACAUACUGCAUCUAGAUAUUGCAAUUAUCAUGUAUAAUCUUCUUAAGAAAUUGGGCCCGAUCUUCUAUAAGAAAUUAGAGAACAGAUUAGUUCAUGUUCUUCAUGAGCAUUUGCUGUAAUAUCUGAAUGUACAUGUAUGUGAUAAACUUGGCCUAUGGGUCACCGAUAUCUUUGUUGUUGUGUGGAUAAAUACAUAUAAACGACAGAAAAAUGUCAACUUUGUUACUCUUAUUGCUAUAUCCAAAAUCUCUUGGAGCCAAA